This is a messenger RNA of Nicotiana tabacum (common tobacco), 951 nucleotides long. RefSeq lists its product as uncharacterized. The record is from RefSeq and is a predicted model, not a curated record. NCBI's taxonomy places the organism in Eukaryota, Viridiplantae, Streptophyta, Magnoliopsida, Solanales, Solanaceae.
AAGAAGAAAAAGAGCAGAAUGUCCCUUAGAAUUUCAUUUUGGCUUUUCGUCUUGUUAUGAUAAGAAACUCGAGCCCACCUGUCCCCAUCUCUUUCAUUAGUACAUGUUAAAAACCAUUUAGGCAUCUAAAAUUUAAGGAGGAAUACAAGUUGUAUUAUCACUAGCUAAGAAGAUAGUGAAAGCCACAUGGGGGAGUUGUACAGCAAGACAGUAAAGCCACAAAUGCAACUUAAGAAAUCCUUCCAUAAGACCAAGAACCUCUUCCUGAAAACUCUACAUAAUCUCAAGUCAUUUCUCUUUAAAGGUCAACAUAAGUUGCCUAAAGUUUGUCACUUCAAUCCCUUCUUCUCUGGCAGCAAUCGAAUUCCAAACAGCAUAAUUCAAGAGUUGGAUGAUUUCUACAGAGACUUCUCUCAACAGUGGGAACAUGGUGACCAAAAUGAGGUUCUAGAGAGAAACAGCAUUUGUGAAGAAUCAGUAGAGAACAGUAUGGAAAACCAAGAAAGAAUGAGAAAAGAAGAGAAGAGAAGAGCAACAUUCAAUGAAGAAAAAAUAGGAGAUGCAUUCUUUAAAAACACAAGUAAAGGUCAGAUUUUAGCACAGAAGAUGAAGGAAUUAGAUUUGAUGGAUGAGGAAGACUUGAAUCAAAUGCUGGACAUACAAGAAGUGCUACACUAUUACUCUCACCUAAACUGUCCAUUUUACCUUGAUAUUGUUGACAGUUUUUUCAUGGACAUGUAUAAUGAGUUCUCACUUCCACAGCCAUUCAUCAAUAUCAACAGUUCAAUGCGAAGUCUUGGUCCUAUUGAGCCCUAGAAAUUACUGGAUUUUUCGUCGACUGUGUGUCUCUUUGUACGCCAGUGCAAUUUUCCAAGCUAGCCAACUUCUUCAUUGUCUGUUCAAUUCCCAUGGAUUCCUAUAUUGAAUAAUUUCAGAAAAUCCUUGGAUCUA